GUCACACUUGCCGCAAAAACAACAAUCAGCGCUCGAUGCAGUACUAAACAAAGAGUAAUUUUUAAUUUUAGGCCUCGAACGGGCCACAGAUAAUCAAAAUGUGGAUUCAACCCAAGGAGCUGCUCCUGCCCUCGGCAUUUUGGAUUGCCGAGAUGCACUCGAGAUACUUUGUCCUGCAGAAGCGACGUGGCCACGGGGAAUCCCGGGGAUUCGGAUCCAUGCUGGUUGGCACCUACGACAGCGUGAUGAACACCAAGCCGGCUCCAUACCGCAUCCUCCACCAGACGCCCUCAUCGGAGGUGUCUUACGAAAUCGCCAUUGGCAUCACCCAGGAUGAGAUAGUCAAGGAUUGGGAAUGGCUGCAGAGCAAUCUGUUUAAAGUGCUGGACGAGAUGGAGAACGAGGACGAGGUGACCAACUUCACCAUAUGCAAAAUCCAGUCACUAUACACGCAAAACAACCAAGAUGAUACUGGCGAGUCGGCCGAUUUCAAGGUGAUGACUUCACAAUUCAGGCAGAUCUUCAAAAUGCCCGAAGAAGAGCGACUGGUUAACUCCUACUCAGCCACAUACGUGAAGAACAAGAUCCCGAGACAGGGUCAGCUAUACAUCUCGCUGAACCACGUUUGCUAUUACUCCUAUAUGCUGGGCCAGGAGAUCAAGCGCAUUAUACGGUUUGCAGAGCUAGAGGACAUUAGCCGAAAUGCAAACACGAUCUAUCUGAAGACCACCAACAACAUGACGUAUAAUUUUACAAUGCUCUUUAACGCCAGCGAGGCGCAUUUAUUGAUCGAGCAGCUCAACAAAAUGGCAAUACAGCAAUUGAUCCAUGAUCCUGACAGUCCCGUCGUCGACCACGAUCCCUCAAAUUUCGCCCGGUUGGGUAACAAGACAUCCAAGAAGCCCGUGCUGCUGCGCGAUUUAACAGCUCGCCAGAAAUCAGAGGAGUUUCGCAUAUAUUUCCGACUGCCGCAGUCGGAGAUAAUUGAUGGGAAGAUCAAGGCCAAUAUUUGGACACCUUACUCGAAGCGGUUUAAUUCCGGCUUUAUCUAUCUGUCGCCCAAUUUCCUAUGCUUUCGUAGCGAUGUCAAGGAUUUGGUCAGCGUGGUGAUACCCAUGAAGACCAUUAAGAGUGUGGAGAAAAAAGAUGAUGGCCAGCAACGGUUCGAAAAUCAAAUUGUCAUCAUCACAUCGGAGAAUGUGCCUUUUAUGUUUGCUCACAUCGUGGACAGAGAUGUGCUAAUCUCCAAGAUCACAGAUCUUCUCGCACGAAUCCAUGUUCCUGUGAGUCGGGAACGGGCCAAAUACGACAUCUCGUGGAGCAAACAGACCGCUCUGAUGAACACAUUCAAGACGCAGUUCAGUUCGGAGAUCGUGCAGAAACAAGAGGAGAAAAUGUUGCGCUGGGAAGCGCAUUUCCGGGACUUUGGACGGGGCAUCGGAAUGUUCCGCACCACGGACGUGAUAAAUCUGAUUGUAGAGGGCAUUCCCGACAAGUUGCGCCAGGAGAUCUGGCUGAUCUUCUCGGGGGCGAUUCACGACAAAGAGAUGAACCCGGGCCUGUACGAGGAUUUGGUAGAGAAGGCGGCCUGCAUCAAGAAUUGCUUUGCACACGACGAGAUCGAUCGAGACUUGCCGCGUUCGCUGCCCGAGCAUCCGGCAUUCCAGAGUACCGAUGGCAUCGGAGCUCUGAGAAGAGUCCUGCAGGCCUAUGCGCUGCGCAAUCCGCAAGUGGGCUACUGCCAGGCCAUGAACAUUGUGUCGUCGGUGUUCCUGCUCUUUUGUGACGAGGAGAACGCCUUCUGGAUGCUGGCCAGCCUGUGCGAGAACCUACUGCCGGACUACUACAAGGACAAGGUGGUGGGGGCCCAGAUUGAUCAGGGCGUGCUCAACGAACUGGUGGAAACACAUCUGGCCGAUUUGCACGGUCACCUGGAGCAGCUGGGAGUGAUUAAGAUGAUCUCCAUCUCGUGGUUCCUCACCAUCUUUAUGAGCGUGAUAAGCUACGAGAGUUCGCUGCACAUCCUGGACUGCUUCUUCUACGAGGGCGCCAAAAUCAUCUUUAUGAUCUCGCUGCAAAUCAUCGAGUGGAAUAGGGAAAAGCUGCUGCAGUGCCAGGAUGAUGGCGAAGCCAUGUUGGUAUUGCAGAACUAUCUGGAGGGGAUCUACAAUCCGGAGUAUCAGGUUCCUCCCGCUACGGACAAGCGAAAGAUGGAGCGCAAAAUCCAAACCCAAACCGUACAGACUCUGAUCCAUGAGGCGUACACCAAAUUCGGCGAGGAGAUAACCCAGCAGCGUAUUGAAGAGCUGCGGAACAAACACCGUCGGCUGACCAUGCGACAGUUUGAUAUUGACAACGAGAAGACCAUUGUGAAGGCCUACGUCCAGAAUCCGUACUUCAGCCGCAAUGAGCUGCACCAGCUGCUCACCAUCAUUCGCGAGGAGAAGCAUGCCCUGAAGUCCCUGCAACAGCAGCAGCAGAAGGCCCAAUGCCCGCUGUCGGAGAUGCCUCAACUGGUGGCGCAGUCGCCAAGCAGGGCCAUCCAUGAGGCGGGAGCCUCGGGAGACAGACACGAGGCCUACAGCGUCAACUAUGAGGUGUUCCACACGCUCUUCACGGAGCUCACACCCUGGCGAAAGUGCGUCAGUGUGGACAUUGGUGAAAAGUUGUUCCGGCUCACAGACAAGCGGGGCACUGGUUCGCUAGACUUUGGCCAGCUUAUCAAUGCCCUGGGUUUGGUCUGCUCCACCAAGAGCAUGGAGAAGCUGAAGCUGCUGUUCGUUCUGCAUCUGCCGCCUCUUUUGUCCAAAGCGGAGAUUGAACGCUCGCGUCGUCCGCGUCCGCGCACCAAAGACGAUGCCGAGGAGGCCUUCGAGGCGGAGGAUUUCUUUGACAACGACGCAUCAGAAUCGAUGGAAGCGCUGCCCUCGCCCUCGGAUCACAAUUUUGAUGCCGACGACUUUGCCCUGAUCAGUGCCACCCAGCACCUGCACAACUUGGCCGGAAUCUCGGGCAACACGUUCAUGGACCUGUCGCGUACGCCAAAUCUGUCGUUGAACUCCAACACCUCGUCGUUGGCGCAGCGCAGCUCGACCUUCUACGUGGACCUGCCGGCACUCCAGGGUACAGCAACAUCCACAGAUGCUGGGCGGGACGAAGACGGGCCCCAGAGAGGGCUACGCCAGCAGGGACGUUACGAAUCGAUUGACACAUUUUCGGAUAUUUCAGAUCUGGGAGCGGCUCGCAUGACGCCGCCCGGAACGGGAGCGGUAGCGGGAUUGGGAGCGGGAGCGGGAUCGGAAGCGGAUGUGGCAGCCGGAGCACAAGCUGCUGCGGCCGCUGACCACAUGCUUCUGAAUGUUGAGACUAUAUCGAAUUUCUCACAGAUCAGCGACCUGGUUGCGGCCACACGACAAGAGCGCGCCGACUCGACAGCCACGGACUCGCGCAGCCUGGGCAGUCUCGGCUAUCUGCUGGACCAGCCGGAUGAGGGGGCGUCCUGUUCGCAGCACAGCAUUCCGCACAUGCGCAAGGAGAAUUUCCAGCUGCUGUGGCGCAGCAUCAUCGAGAUCAUGGGUCUGGUGCAAGAUGAAGAGAUGCAGAGGGCUUAUGAGAAUCUCCUCGAGCUGGGCAACAGCAACAUAAAGAAGGAGCCCAGCCUGGAAAGCUUCACGCAGCUGAAUUUGGGAGGCAGUGGCGAUGAGCAACCGGAUAGCAAUGGCAAUCCCACCACACCCGCUGCAGAGCCCAUCGGCACCACUCGCCUAUUUGUGGCUCUCGAGGAGGAACUGCGCCAGGCGAGUGGCAAUGGGAGGACCACAACGACAAGCAGCGGCAACAGCAGCAGCAGCAGCACAAACACAUCCGAGUCGUGGCACAUAUCCAUUAGCCAGUUCAUCGCCACGGUACUGACCGUCAAUAGCAUUGUCAGAGGUUUCCAAACACCCAUCCAGAUAAGCGAGCAGAUCGAGCAGCUGCAAAAGAAGCGGCGCAAGUGUUUGUCCAUCAACUACUGAAUAACAAUAGUCCCUAUACCCUUCCUAUACCCACCACCCAAUCCUAGCCACAAAUCUGUAUUAGCCAUAUAUGAGAGCCCGACCGAUCCUUGAUCCUUGUGCAAUGCGAAAAGCUUUUAAUCGUAUCCAUGUUUUAUGUAUGUAUAUUGUAUUGCCUCUAUCGUUAAGUUAAGACAAUUGUUUGUGAAUAUAAUUCUAUUAUUCCUAUUA
This is a messenger RNA of Drosophila elegans, 4226 nucleotides long. It is a transcript of the gene Tbc1d8-9, whose product is annotated as TBC1 domain family member 9. Lineage: Eukaryota; Metazoa; Arthropoda; Insecta; Diptera; Drosophilidae. The coding region runs from base 99 to 4016 and encodes 1305 amino acids. The transcript has 10 exons. The record is from RefSeq and is a predicted model, not a curated record. Gene Ontology annotation, molecular function: calcium ion binding.